Nanorana parkeri is the source of this 8622-nucleotide messenger RNA. RefSeq names its product neurobeachin like 1 (gene NBEAL1). The transcript has 57 exons. Gene Ontology annotation, biological process: intracellular protein localization. The record is from RefSeq and is a predicted model, not a curated record. Gene Ontology annotation, molecular function: protein kinase binding. NCBI's taxonomy places the organism in Eukaryota, Metazoa, Chordata, Amphibia, Anura, Dicroglossidae. Gene Ontology annotation, cellular component: membrane; cytosol. The coding region runs from base 1 to 8445 and encodes 2814 amino acids.
AUGGCAUCUCGGGAAAGACUCUAUGAGCUAUGGAUGCUGUACUGUAGCAAACCCUCAUUCACACCUGAGCCACUGACACACACAGUGUUUGACAAGCCACGCCCCUGUUCCCGCCUCCUCACAGUAAAUGGACAGGCAAGUGCAGCAGCCUAUUGCUGCCCUGUGAUCAGUGGCCUCAGGAUCCCUCCCCUCAACCCAGAACUUCGGGGAAACAGAGCAGAUCGUCUAGGAGCUGGCGGUGGUAAUGUGGACCCUAGUGGUAUCCAAUCCGCUAGCCCCAUGCCCUCCUGUAUGGGUGCCUCCAUCAGCUUGCCGGCUGCUGUGGAGACACCCAAAGACCCUGUCUACCUGCGGCUGUGGUUGGACAGUUUUGUUUCCAGCUAUGAACAGUUUCUGGAUGUUGACUUUGAUGAGCUUCCGACCAGGAUUGAUGAUGAACCUCCAGGAUUAUCACUGCUUCCAGAUCAUCUACUGCAAGUGCUCAGGCUCCAGCUGCUGUAUUGUGUGCAGAAAACCGCUGAUGGCCUAGAAGAGGAACAGCAGACACUUUCACUAUUGCUUGUGAAAUUCUUCAUAAUCAUUUGCAGAAAUCUGUCCAAUGUAGAGGAGAUUGGCUGCUGCUCAUACAUUAAUCAUGUAAUUACAAUGACAACACUUUAUGUCCAGCAGUUGAAAAGUAAAACUAAAGAGAAAGAAGUCACAGACCAAGCCCCUAUUGAAGAAUUUGUGAGACAUGCUUUGGUGUUUUGUGAAAGCCUCUAUGACCCAUAUCGAAAUUGGCGACAUGUUGUGUCAGGAAGAAUAAUUAGCCCAGUGGAGAAGAGCAGACAAAAGUACAAAGCUGCCCCCCUUACAGUGGAAUUCAUACCUUUCUUUUACCAAUGUUUUCAAGAGAGUGAACAUCUUAAAGAAAGUUUAAAAUGUUGCCUAUUACACCUUUUUGGAGCGGUUUUGUCUGGAGGACAAAGAAACGCCCUACAAGUCAUUUCUCCUGCCACAAUGGAAGUUUUGAUGCGUGUAUUAGCAGAUUGUGACACUUGGGAUGAACGGGACCCUGAUGAAGUAAGCCGUAAAGCAGAGCUAACCCUUACGUGCCUGACAGAGGUUGUACACAUCCUACUUGUGAGCAGCUCUGACCAGCGACAAGUGGAAAUCAGCACAAUUUUAGAGAACUACUUCAAGCUGCUUAAUUCUGACCAUUCAGCCUUACCGGGACUGAUAAGAUCCAGACAAUGGGAGAGUAGGUUCAUCACACUACAGAUAAAGAUGCUAAGUUGUAUGACUGAUAUGUUAAGCUGCAGAGACAGGCCGGUACUGCAAACAAUUUUCUUAAACAGCAACUGCUUUGAGCACCUAAUCAGACUUCUGCAGAAUUGUAGGCUCUUGUUAAACGCUAACACUAGAGGGGCAGACAAGAGUGAGAAAGACCUUGCCAACAAAUUACUGACAGAAAUGAAUGAAUAUCAGGUGUUUCAGGAACAGUUAGACUGUUUGUGUGUCUCAACAAUUAAAGCAUUUACAGCUGUGAAACACAAAUCUCCUGCGGCAAAGGAAGUAUUUAAGGAAAGAAUUGGUUACACUCAUUUGCUUGAGGUGCUAAAAUCUCUUGGACAGCCAUCUCGAAUGUUACUUCAGGAGCUUCUUAACAUGGCUGUGGAAGGUGAGCAUACUUCUGUUGGGAUUUACGGCAUCAGUAAUGUCCAGCCCUUGCUUCUCCUUGUACAGUGGCUUCCAGAAAUUGUGUCUCAUGAUCUACAGAACUUCAUCUCUGACUGGUUAAAGAGGAUCUGCUGUAUAAAUAAGCAGAGUCGGACUAUGUGCGUCAAUGCCAGCAUGGUCAUUCGGAUUAUCGGGACACUCACUGCUCACUAUUCCUUGCACCGAAUCUGUGCAGAAAACCUAAUCAGCCUUUUGGGGUCAUUGGGCAGCCAGUCAAUGAGCUCUGGAGAACUCUUUCAUCUGAUUGCUAUGCUGAGGACAGAUGAACUCAAGAAUAACCACCCUUAUGUUGUUCCUGUGACUCGAGCCAUGCUCACCAUUGGCCGUAAGCAGGGAUUUGAGAGUGCCUUGCAGUACUUUAACUUGUCCCAUAGUUCAUCAGGAAUCGCUGUACCCACCAUCCAGAAAUGGCCUGGCUCUGCAUUCACGUUUACUGCCUGGUUUUGUCUUGACCAAGACCAGUCCACUAUUGGAAUUUCUGGCAGUGGGAUGAAAAGAAAACAGCUAUAUAGCUUCUUUACCAGCAGUGGUAUGGGGUUUGAAGCCUUUAUCACAUCCUCUGGAUUCCUGGUCGUUGCGGUAUGCACCAAAAAAGAAUACACAACUGUUCAAUUACACGAGGUCUGCUUCUGUGAUUCUUUGUGGCACAGUGUCACAAUUGUCCAUGCACCAGGAAAAAGGUCUUUGGGAUUCUUUGGACAAAGCAAUGUCCACAUAUAUGUUAAUGGACAACUGAAAAUCUCACCCCCUCUCAAGUUUCCUUCUAUGGGUGAACCAUUUACAUUUUGCUGCAUUGGAUCUGCUGGCCAAAAGACCAACACACCACCCCCUUCUCAGAUCCCAGACCCACCCAUUUCCCCACCAAGUAACACAAGUCGGUCAUCAUUGGGUAGUAUUUUGUCCUCACCCUCCAGGAGUGCCUCUCAAGGAAAAAGUGAUUGCACAAAAGUCAUUUCUGCAGGCACUCAGGAUAGUGAAUGGGGGACUCCAACAUCACUUGAGGGUCAGCUUGGAUCAGUUCUCAUAUUUCAUGAUGUAUUGCAAACUGCACAAGUGAAGGCACUGUAUUUGGCUGGUCCUAAUAGCUUGAAUCCUUGGAAAUCAGGAGACUCUGAAUUAGCAGACAUACCUAGCAAGCUUCUCCUUUACUACACUCCAAAGGCUUGUGGAAAUACCAUCUGCCUUGAUUUAUCACAAAACCUUCUGAACGGACGAUUGACAGGGAACAAAGUUGUGAACUGGGACAUUAAGGACAUGAUUAACUGCAUUGGUGGACUAAAUACAUUAUUUCCACUGUUGGAACAGAUCAGCUUAUUAAAUGAAUCAGCCUGUGACAAAACAGAGCCUGUCAUGCUGCCCCCAGAACUACUAACCCCAACGGAAGGAGAUUUUGUAGUUCUGCCUUCUACAAAGGCUUCAGAGGCCCGUAUGGAAAAGAAUAUUGUUGCUACUUUUAUUUUGAUGCUGAAACAUUUUAUCCAGAGACAUCAGAUCAAUCAGGAGAAUCUUAUUCAUUCACAUGGAGUAGCCACGUUGGGGGCCUUGCUACAGAAGGUACCAGGACACUUUAUGGAUGUGAAUGUGCUAAUGUCACUCCAGUUACUAAUAGAGCAAGUGUCAGUAGAGAAGAAUACUCCCCUGCUACAACAAAUGUACCAGUAUCUGCUUUUUGACUUCCGUAUCUGGAAUCGUGGAGAUUUCCCCUUCCGAAUUGGGCACAUACAGUACUUGUCCACCAUCAUAAAAGACAGCAAAAAACUCUUCCGCAAAAAGUAUGGUGUUCAGUUUCUGCUGGAUACAAUCCGGAUAUACUACAGCAAAGAAACUUCAUUGACGUCAGAAGAUCUAACAACCAUUAGAACGUCUUUGUUUGGACUCAUUAAAUAUUUUCUGAGCAAAGGCGGGACCCAGGAGGAGAUUCAGAGUAUAAUUGGUUACAUAGCAGCGACCAGUGAUGAACAACAGCUGUCUGGUAUUUUAGAGAUUAUCUACCACCUCCUGACAACUCCCACAAUAGAUCAGCUUUUCCUGCUUUUGUUUGAGCCAGGGAGCGCUGAUAUUCUGUAUGCUUUGCUGUUGAAUCAAAGGUACUCUGACCGACUUAAAGAACUUGUGUUCAAGAUAUUCGAACAGAUGCUAAACUGCAGCAAGGUUUAUGAGAAAAGCAAACAAAGGAUUCGGCUGAGAGAAGUGGGAUAUUCAGGGCUAGGAUUGCUAAUAAAUGAAGCCCAUGUCUCUACAUUACUGAUAAAAGGACUACUUAAUCAGAUCAUUAGGGCAGAUCCAGUUAUAAACUAUAAAGAUUUGCUAGCAGUUGUGCAUAUGUCCCACAAAUCUGACCUGUCUGUACGCGUGGCCGUUUGUAGAAAGGUUCUGCAGCUCCUACAGUUCUUACCAGACGCAGCUUGUCAGAUUGCCCAACAAGUUGGCUGGCAGGACACUUUUGUUAGAUUCUUCUCGAAGGAAAAUUCCGAAUUCAAGAGCAAUUUCAAAGUGAAUUGUACGGAAAGUAUUAAAGAGGAAGAUAAAAACAGCACAACUGAGGAGUCUCGAAGAAGUUAUUCAGGAAGGGUGACUGUAGAUAAAACCGAUAACUUUAUUUCAAAUAGUAAUACUAAUCAGAGCUGGUGCUCUGAAGAAUCCAGGUGUUUGAACUCAAGUAUCCAGUCUAAUUGCACACUGCUGGAUGGCGAUGACCCUUCUUUCAGUGAAGCUCAGCUCAGGGUUGAAGACCCAGACAUGUGGCCCAGUGAUCAUUCCCAUCUAACACUAGAACUGACUUCUUUUGACUUGCCGGAUACGGAAGAUCCAACACCCGGAAGCCUGACCAGUACUCCAUCACCAAUAGAGUCUUCUAAAUCUUUUCCUGUUGACCGACUAGAGAAAGAGUCUGUUAAUUCUGAUAAUAUACUCUUCAGGGAUGACUUCUCCCUAACUCUGAACUUGGAAAGCAAAGAGGACUGUGAAGAGGAGCUUGUCCAGCUGCUUACAGACAUUCUACUCUGCCUGAUGUGGAAAGGCCUUGACAAAUGUGACCAUGUGACGUGGAUAGAACGAGGACAAGUAUUCGCAGCGCUCACGAACCUUGGGACGUCUAAUGAACUAUUACGACCUUCAGAUGAAAUCAAGCUUAAUUUACUGGAGAGGAUGCCUGAAUGGGCUGUAACCGAGAACAGAGACCCCAAAUCACAAAUUCACGCUGAAAAUGCUAACAGAUUGUUGCAUAUUGUACAAGACUUCCUGCAGUCAGAGGGCUGUGUAAACCUCUCGUUAUGGACAGAAAAGCUGUUGGAAGAGAUAGUGACUCUCAUGGAUAGUCUGUCAGUGUGGUACCCAGCUGGACUUGAAUCAGAGACCCUAUCUCAAGUAGAAUUCCGUCUUCUGCUUGGCUUCAUUGCCCAGGAUAAUUUGCAGGUAUGUGCUAUGGCCACAGCAAAGCUGAACACCUUACUGCAGACCAAAGUGAUUGAGAACCAAGAAGAAGCUUGUUUUCUGCUGGGGAAGUUGGAGGGAAUCCUCAGCAAAUCCAUCCGAGAGAAAUCAGAAACGUAUUCAUUCCUUGUUCCCAUUGUGAGAACUUUGGUGUCUAAAAUCUAUGACUUGCUUUUCAUGAAUCUCCAUCUACCAUCCCUUCCAAUUACUAAUGGCAGUCCUUCCUUAUUCGAAGACUUCCAGGAAUAUUGCAGUUCUGAAGAAUGGAGGAUCUUUAUAGAUAAAUAUAUUAUACCAUACAUGAAACAGUAUGAAGUGGAUACAUUCAGCAAAAGUCAUGAGCAGAUGGCACUGUACUGGAAGGAAUGUCAUGAGGCGCUCAUGGUGAAUAUCCACAGGCGGGAAAGAGAGCGUGGUGAAAGCAAGCUCAAAUUUCAGGGGUUUUUCCUGGAGCCAUUUAAUAGGAAGGCCCGGCAGGAGAACUUGCGCUACAACAGUAUGUUGAAACAAAUCAACAGCCAGUGCACAGCGACUUUAAGACAGUGGAAAGCUGCUCAAAGAUACUUCACUUGUGAACGUGGCCCCUGGUCAGAAAGGAAAGAUAAUGGGGAACAUUGGAAACUUUCCAAUGUUGAGAAUUACUCACGAAUGAGGCUCAAACUGGUUCAAAACAACAAUUUCGAUCCCCAUUCUGAAGCAAGUAAUUUGCGUGAUAACCUGGGCAUUCAGCAAGCUGAAACAACAAGCGAGUCACUAUUGCUGGAAGCUGUAAAGCAGGUGAAAGUUAGUGACUUCGAAGAUGAUGGACUUGAGCUUUCUGAGGAAGAGAACACGGUUACAGUAAGUGAGAAAGAAGAGCAGAGUCAAAAGGAGAAAACAGUGCUGUCUGAGGAGUGUGAACUCAUCACUAUAAUGGAGGUGAUUUCUGGUCGAUUAGAGGUCACAACUCAACAUAUAUAUUUCUAUGAUAGCAGCACGGAAAAAGAAGAAGGUGUUGGUUAUGAUUUCAAGUGGCUCCUUUCUCAGAUCAGAGAGAUUCACCUGCGUCGGUACAACUUAAGGAGAUCGGCCUUGGAAAUAUUUCUUAUUGACCAAACUAAUUACUUCUUAAAUUUCAAAAAAGAGGUCAGAAAUAAGGUAUACAGCCGCAUUCUUUCAUUACGUCUUCCAAAUCUAUAUGGGUCCCGAUCACCACAGGAGCUGCUUAAGGCUUCUGGUCUGACACAGAAAUGGGUGAACAGGGAGAUUUCAAACUUUGACUACCUCAUGCAAGUGAACACAAUAGCUGGGAGGACAUACAAUGAUCUUGCACAAUAUCCAGUUUUCCCAUGGGUGCUGCAAGAUUAUACAUCAGAGGAGCUGGACUUAAACAACCCAGCUGUCUUCCGGGACCUGUCCAAGCCCAUUGGUGUGGCGAAUGAGAAAAAUGCAGCGGCUGUACGAGAGAAAUACGAAAAUUUUGAAGAUCCUUCUGGAAAGAUUGACAGUUUCCACUAUGGUACACAUUAUUCCAACUCUGCUGGCGUCAUGCAUUAUUUGAUUCGUGUGGAACCCUUCACUACAAUGCACAUCCAGCUUCAGAGUGGAAGAUUUGACUGUGCUGACCGACAGUUCCACUCCAUUCCUGCCACUUGGCAAGCUCUUAUGGAUAAUCCAAACGAUGUGAAGGAACUCAUUCCAGAGUUCUUCUACUUUCCCGAGUUUCUGGAAAACAAAAAUGGAUUUGAUUUGGGAAGGCUGCAGAUAUGUAAAGAGCAGAUAGACAAUGUUAUUCUCCCAAAAUGGGCCAAAAGUCCUGAAGAUUUUAUCCACAAGCACAGGAAAGCACUGGAGUCCGAGUAUGUUUCUGCGCAUCUUCAUGAAUGGAUAGAUUUGAUCUUUGGUUACAAGCAGAGAGGACCAGCAGCUGUGGAGGCUCUCAAUGUUUUCUACUAUUGUAGCUACGAAGGUGCUGUGGAUCUAGAUACCAUUGCAGAUGAGAAAGAAAGAAAAGCAAUAGAAGGCAUGAUUAAUAACUUUGGUCAAACACCUUGCCAGCUCUUAAAGGAACCUCAUCCUGCUCGGUUAUCUGCAGAGGAAGUGUUAAUGAGACAGGCUAAACAAGACAAUGCACCACUGAACUUAUUCCAAAACCUCACAGAGCUGAAAUCCUUUUUCAUGAAGGGAAUCAGCGAUGACAUCCCUGUUGUUAAAACCAUUGUUCCAAAGAAUCAGCUGCGUUCCUUUAUAACUCAGGGAAGUCCAGAAACAUUGGUGACAAUAAAUCAAAACCUAAUUAUUGGAACUCAUGGAUGGCUGCCUUAUGACAAGAAUAUUUCCAAUUAUUUCACCUUUACCAAGGAUCAGACUGUGACUAAUCAAAAAACCCAGCGCUUUGUAUCUGGUCCAUUCGCUCCUGGACUUGAGAUUAGCUCCAAACUGUUUGUGGUGUCUCAUGAUGGGAAAGUGCUGUUCAGUGGAGGCCACUGGGAUAACAGCAUUCGAGUGACAUCACUGGCAAAGGGCAAAGUGAUUGGACAACACAUUCGUCACAUGGACAUUGUAACAUGCCUAGCCACAGACUACUGUGGUAUACAUCUCAUAUCUGGGUCUCGAGAUGCCACGUGCAUGAUCUGGCAAAUCUCACAGCAGGGUGGUGUUUCUGGUGAUCUGUCUACAAAGCCUUUGCAGAUUCUGUAUGGACACACAGAUGAAAUCUCAAGUGUUGCCAUUAGCACUGAGCUAGACAUGGCUGUUUCUGGUGCCAGGGAUGGAAUGGUGAUUAUCCAUACGAUCCGACGAGGCCAGUAUAUGAGGACACUGAAGCCACCAACUGAUAGUUCUCUUGUCAUGACGAUUCCCAAUUUGGCUGUGUCCUGGGAUGGACAUAUUGCCAUCCACAGCAGCCUGGAAGGCAAAGGAAGGCUUAAGAACAAGAAUGCCUUACAUCUGUACAGUGUAAAUGGAAAGUACCUGUGCUCUGAGAGCCUGAAGGAACAGAUACUGGAUAUGUGUGUGACCGGAGAGAACAUUGUGACUGGCAGUCGCCAGGGACAUCUUUCCAUACGUGAUCUAUACAGCUUGAGUCUCAGCAUCGCACAUAUCACCAUGCGAGUUCCUAUCCAUUGUGUUUCUGUGACUAAGGAGAACAGCCACAUCUUGGUGGGGUUGGAGGACGGUAAACUGAUCAUUGUUGGUGUUGGUAAACCAGCAGAGGCAAAGUCAGGUCAAAUAUCUCGAAAGCUUUUUGGUUCUAGCAGACGACUUAGCCAGAUCUCCUCUGGAGAAACAGAAUAUAACACACAAGAUUCUUAACUUGUCUCUGACAGUAAUUCCUGAGAAUGACAAUGAACAAAGGCAUUUAUUGAUGACCUCUACGCACUGCCUUGUGGAGGACUCACAAGGUGAAUUUAAAGGGUACACACUACAGUACAAGACAGACCUGCUCCGCCGAGUACUUCUAUUUAAAAUGAAUUCAAGUCCUUCACCUGU